AUGGCCCACAAGACAGCUGGCGGUAACGCCGCUUUCCACAACUUCAACAACGACUUUGCGCACAUUGAGGACCCUAAUGAGCGACGCCGGCUUGCACUCGCUGAGAUCGACAAGGCACCAUUUGGCUGGUACCAUGUACGCGCCAUCCUUGUUGCCGGCACUGGUUUCUUCACGGACAGUUAUGACAUCUUCUGCGUAUCUCUCUUGACGAUCAUGCUGGGUAUUGUCUACAAGCACGACAACAAGGGUGUUUUGUACACCCAACAAGACACGGCUAUCAAGCUUGCGACCUCAGCUGGUACUGUUCUUGGCCAAGUCGGUUUCGGUACACUCGCCGACAUCGUUGGCCGUAAGAAGAUGUAUGGCCUUGAGCUGAUUCUCAUCAUUGUCGCCACGCUCGCUCAGUCCCUCACUGGUCCUGGUCCCGGAACUUCAAUCGUUGGUCUGAUCAUCUUCUGGCGUGUAUUGAUGGGAAUUGGUAUCGGUGGUGAUUACCCACUCUCCUCCAUUAUCACCUCCGAGUUCGCCACCACUAAGUGGCGUGGUGCCAUGAUGGGUGCCGUCUUUGCUAUGCAAGGUUUCGGUCAGCUCGGUGGUGCUCUUGUUAUGCUUUGCCUGGUCGCUGGUUUCAAGGACACCCUUAAGGGAGUUGCUGGCUACGCGGACUGUGACGGUCAAUGCGCUGUAGCUGUCGACAAGAUGUGGCGCGCUCUCAUCGGAAUCGGCAUCGUCCCAGCUUGUAUCGCGCUCUACUACCGCCUCACUAUUCCCGAGACGCCUCGCUAUACCUUCGAUGUCGCCCGUGACGUUGAGAAGGCAAACGAAGACACUAAGCAGUACCUUUCUGGUAAGCACGGUAACGGUAACCCUGAUGCGAUCACCCAAGCUGCUCAGCUACAAACCACUGCUCAGCUCGAAGUUCCCAAGGCAUCUUUCAAGGACUUCUUCAGGUUCUACGCCAAGAUUCGCAACGGCAAGAUUCUCUUCGGCACUGCCAUGUCGUGGCUCCUGCUCGAUGUCGCGUUCUACGGAUUGGGUCUGAACUCGUCAACUGUGCUCCAGGCUAUUGGUUACGCUAGCGGUACAACCCUCUACGAGAAGCUGUACAACCUUGCUGCUGGUAAUGCUAUUCUGGUCUGCGCUGGCGCCAUCCCUGGAUACUGGCUGGCGGUCGCAACCAUUGAUACCGUCGGACGCAAGACCCUGCAGCUGGCUGGCUUCACUAUCCUCACCAUCCUCUUUAUUGUAUGGGGUUUCGCCUACACGCAUCUCAGCCACCACGCCAUGUUGGCCAUCUAUGUUCUGAUUCAACUCUUCUUCAACUGGGGUCCCAACACUACCACCUUCAUCGUACCCGGAGAGUGCUUCCCUACCCGCUACCGUUCGACUUCUCACGGCAUUUCCGCGGGUUCAGGAAAGAUUGGGUCCAUCAUCGCUCAAGGUGCUAUCGCUCCCCUUCGAACCCGAGGCCAUGUUACCAAGGAGAAUGCCAACCCUUGGUUGAACCAUGUCAUGCAGAUCUUCUCUGCUUUCAUGUUCGCUGGUAUCUUCACUACUCUCCUCAUUCCAGAGACCAAGCGCAGAACUCUAGAAGACCUUGCGCAAGAUUGGGAUAUGGGUGAUGAGUCCAUCACUGGUGCGGAGCAUGCCGUACGCAAGGACAACCGCAGCAGCGACGAGGCUGGAACCACUGAGCUCAAGGCUUAG
Alternaria burnsii is the source of this 1707-nucleotide messenger RNA. Its product is annotated as inorganic phosphate transporter 1-6 pi cotransporter. Bases 1 to 1707 code for a protein of 568 amino acids. The transcript has 3 exons. Gene Ontology annotation, cellular component: membrane. Gene Ontology annotation, biological process: transmembrane transport; phosphate ion transport. NCBI's taxonomy places the organism in Eukaryota, Fungi, Ascomycota, Dothideomycetes, Pleosporales, Pleosporaceae. The record is from RefSeq and is a predicted model, not a curated record. Gene Ontology annotation, molecular function: phosphate transmembrane transporter activity.